Messenger RNA from Musca domestica (house fly), 3864 nucleotides. RefSeq names its product Golgi apparatus protein 1 (gene Glg1). The coding region runs from base 217 to 3585 and encodes 1122 amino acids. The transcript has 6 exons. Lineage: Eukaryota; Metazoa; Arthropoda; Insecta; Diptera; Muscidae. Gene Ontology annotation, cellular component: Golgi membrane. The record is from RefSeq and is a predicted model, not a curated record. Gene Ontology annotation, molecular function: fibroblast growth factor binding.
AGAAAGCACAGCGCACCGUCGUCGAUUGGUUUACACAUAAUAGGACGCCGCCACCGAAGAAAUUGCUGCGCUUCGUAGUCUGCUCCAAAUAAAAUAAAAUUUUAAUCAUUCGAACAUUUUUACAUUUCACAGAAAUAGCUUCAAUUGCGUCGUCUAUUCCACAUGCCAAACACAGAAAAUCAACAAAUGAUUGUUCUGAUAUUUUAAUUCGGAAAUAUGUAUUACAAAACAAUACUGACGUUUCUAUUUACCGGCUUAAUAUGUGAAGCAACAGUCGCGCAGCAUUAUAAGGAAGUGAGACAUGCCCAACGUCAAAUAAGAGCUGCAUUGGAUAAUGCCAACGCAGCUGCAAGGGAUCGCACCCUUAUUGAUAAUCAUGAUUGUGAAGAGCUGAAAACACUUUGUACGCACAUCAAAUCUACUGAUAACCUUUCGGUCUUAGAAUGCGUGGCCACAUUUACAUCUAGUCAAUUAGAAGGUCUCUCCGAUAAGUGUCAACAUGCUGUGUGGCAUGAAACUAAGGAGCUACUGAAUAAUAAAUGGCUGGAAGACAAUCUCUUGCAAAGAACAUGUAUGAAGGAAAAAGAUAAACUGGAAUCAUGCAUAAAUGCUGUUGAUGUUUGGUCGUGCAUUAAGGAUCGAGCUCAAAUAAUGGAGCAUGGCAACAAAUGCCGUACUUUUAUAAAGAGAGUCAGUGCCAUUUUAUUCCCAGAUUAUGACAAUUUGGGAGAUUUCUUCAACAGUUGUUCCAUGGAAUUGCAGCAACUGGAAUGUGGUCGACUGAAUACUGAACGCAGACCCAUUUCCCAACUUGAGACUGCGGAGUGCUUGAUGCAGACAGGUGCCGAUGUUUUGGGACAACCAUGUAAAGCGGCGGUUGCUCGAAUCGAACAGCAAAAUGAAGAUUUGAGGUUUUUUGACAUUUGCUCCGAAGAUCUUAAACAUUUGUGUCCCGAAGAAGUCACAAGAACACCCGGGGCAUUUAAAUGUCUGGUGAAAAAUAAGGGUAAUCCUGGAAUGACUACACGCUGUGCUGACCAAAUUGGUCAAAGAGAUCGAGAAAUUGCCAAGGACUAUAGGGUGUCCCGUGGUCUGGCAAAAGCAUGCAAAGAUGAUAUUAAGCAACAUCAUUGCCGUCGGGGUGUCUCCGAAGAUAAACAAGUACGCUUGGCUCAAAUUCUACUAUGUCUAGAGACGGUUGAGAAGAAUGGUACAAAAAUUGCUCCCGAAUGUCGCCUGGAAAUUGAUGAUCAUCGUCGCAUGUUGAUGUCCGAUGGACAAUUGUCACCUGAAAUUUUAAAUGACUGUGCUGAUGAUAUACCCAAAUUCUGUGGAAAUGUUGAUAAAUUGUCUAACAUUGGUAUGGGUCAGGGAACGGGAGGUGAAAUUAUUCAUUGUCUAAUGGAGCAUGCUCGAAAGCGGCGUAAAGAUAGGCGUAUUACAUCGCAAUGCCAACGUUCCCUGGAAACGUUAAUUAAAAUCUCAGACGUGGGAGAAGAUUGGCGUGUGGAUCCGGUAUUGCGACGCAAUUGUAAACCUGUUGUAGAUGUUGCCUGUCGAGACACCGAUGGUGGUAAUGCCCGUGUUAUGUCAUGCCUAAUGGAACAACUAGGAACUCCAGUUAUGACAGCAGACUGCGAACAUUCCCUGCUGCUGAUACAAUAUUUUGUAGCCAGAGAUUUUAAGUUGGAUCCCCAGCUGUACAAACACUGUCAUGAUGACGCAAUCAAAUAUUGUCAUGCCAAAAAGCAAUGGGAUGAUGUAACAGACAUACAAAUGGAUCCCGAAAGAGGUCCACUAAUUUUACCCUGUCUUCAUCGUAUGGCUUACAGUGACGACGAACAGAAUACCCUGCGUCCAGCUUGCUUUAAGGAAGUUAAGCGAGUCAUGAGACAAAGAGCGGUAUCUGUCGAUUUGAUACCAGAAGUAGAGGACGCUUGCAUUGAUGAUCUUUCGUAUUAUUGUUUUGACCACACCGAGAAAGGUGCGGAAAUGGAUUGCCUACAAACUAAUUUGGAAAAAUUGCAAAAAUCGUGUAAGGAUGCUGUUACAUCAUAUACCGAGGAAGAAGCUGCACAUGUCGAACUAAAUCCCGUGAUUAUGUCCGUAUGCACUGAAGCCAUGAAAACCCAUUGUGAUCACAUUCUAAAAGGUGGAAAAGACCGAGGAGAUAUGAUGGACUGCCUAAUUUCGCAUAAAAAUGAUGCUGAUCUGAGACAGGAUCUUAAAUGUCGGGCAGCUAUAGAACACUUUCAAAUUAUUUCACUGAAAAACUAUCAUUUUACGUAUAAGUUCAAAGAAGCCUGCCGUCCACAUGUGGUACGUUUUUGCUCAGGAAGUACUACCAAAAAUGAUGUGGUAGCCUGUCUCAGUGAAGUUAUGCGUAACGAUACUAUACGCGGUCAACGACCACGCAUACCCAAAGAAUGCCGCCAGCAAGUCAAAGCGCAGCUAUAUCAACAACGAGAAUCCCUGGAACUUGAUCCAAAACUAGCAAAAGCAUGCAAAAAAGAAAUGGAACAAUUUUGUUCGGAUAAAAAAGGCCCGGGACAGGUGAAUGAUAAGAAUGCUUUGGAAUGUUUAACAUUAAAUACGCCUAGAUUGGGCAGCGAUUGUCAUCAUGCUAUCUUUCUGGUCAAGAAAUCGGAGCUUGGCGAUAGUGCAACAGAUUACACUUUGGUAAAUACUUGUAAAGAAAUGACAUAUAAAUAUUGUUCUAAGGAGGAUCCUAUGCGUCUGCUUGACUGUCUGAAAGUGUACAAGGAUGAUCCGUCUUUUGAUCCACGAUGUCAUUUAGUAGUAGUAAAUCGAAUGAUUGAACAAAACACCGACUUUAGAUUUAACCCCUCGCUACAACUUCAUUGCGGUAAAAAUAUUGAUCGAUACUGUUCCGAUAUUGUAGCAAAUGCACAACCUAAUGAGGAGUUAAAUGGGAAGGUUAUUCAGUGUCUUAAGGAUAAAUUCCGUCGAUCACUCCUCGAUGAAGAGUGUUCCCAGGAAAUGGUGAAAAUUUUGCAAGAGCAGGCUCUUAACUAUAAACUUAAUCCUUUGUUGCAAACAUUUUGUAAACAUGAGAUUGCCGUCCUUUGUAAUCCUGACAACUAUGUCAAAGAGCAUGGCAUGGUUGAGGAGUGUCUUAAAACAGCUUUCCUAAAUCAGAAAAUUGUUAAUCGUGAUUGCCGACUGGAGGUAGCAACUUUAAUUGCUGAAGCCAAAGCGGACAUUCAUGUCGAUCCCAUAUUGGAGGAAGCCUGUACAGAUGAUUUGUUGCGCUAUUGUUCCAAUGUGAAAAAGGGAAAUGGACGAAAACUAAAAUGCCUGCAAACAAUUUUGCAAGAUCAUUCCAAGGCCAUGGAAGAAGACUGUCGUUUAAAAUUACAAAGACGAAUUGAAAUGUUCCGAAAUGCAGAUACGGUAUUAGUUCAGCCGCCGGAAAAUAUGGAACAAUUGGUUAAUCAAGUUGUCACAUCGCCGGCGAAAAAGUUCUUUAUCGUUAUUUUGAUGACUGCUGUUGGUAUGGUAUUCAUGUUGGGUAUCUUCUUCGGACGAGUCACAAAACGUGCAAUGAACACCAAAAAUAAAUAAUAUUUAUGAAAUGAAUGUAAUCUUUCAGUGACUUAAAAAUGUUCUACCAAAACAUAUACAUACAUAUAUUUUUAUAAUUAAUAUUUUUAUCUAGUGAUUCCAUAGAAAAGCUAACAUAAGUUAAGAACAAAAAAAGUAUUGGGACAUUUAUUUGUAGCAACAAGUUUGAAUUCCAAAUUUUAGUUUUAAUGUUUUUAAUUCCAUUUUGUUUUCUGUAUUGGCGUUAUUUUCUGUGUUUAUGAUUUUUUUUAUUAAAUUAUGUUGUAUGUGAAAAUCUUU